UAUUGAGCAGGGCAGGCAGCCUCCAGCCCAGCUAACGCUCGUACACAGGGCAACUGGCUCUCGUCAAAAUUCGGCCUAUAAACAUGCAUUUUUUUCACACUGACAGGCUCAGAUAGUUACAAUGAGUGUCCGACAACAUACUAGAAAGGAGAAAUUAACGUAUGUCUCUACCUUUAGCUGGAGAUCGCUGUUUGUUGUGAGCUGUGUCCAAAUCUCACCACGCUACAAAUCUCGUUCCGAAAUCUCGCGAUAACUCGCGACAAAACACCGGUGGAAAAACAGUUACCUGACUGAGGUGAAGAGAGAUGACUGAAGUGAUUUUCUGUUGGAUUACCGAAGACUGUUAUUUUAGUUUUAUAGAAAAGUUUGUUUGUUUGUCUGUCAUGGCUGAAUUUUUGCCUGAUGUGGACGACGUGGAUGAAAUUGCAUUUGAUUUUGAUGGCCGGCCGUAUCUAUUUGAGCCGGAGUACACAGAUGAAGAGCUUCAAGAAAUUGAAGAACGGACGAGGAGAGACGGAGUUGGGCAACAGGCAGAGGGCACGGAACCAGCUGCUGCAAGGCUGCGAAACACUGGAAACUGGUGGUGUUCCUGUGGGUGCUGUGUACCUUUGCCUACAGAGGAGGAAUGCCUCUGUUGCAGGGAAUGGGACCUUUUGCAGCCAGCUGUGUUUGGGGAUUACCCAGUGGACGGUACACAACGCUGUGUAACGUCAUCAGAGGAUUUCCCCUCCUUGAUCAACAGGGCAGUGCUAGAGACCUUCUUCCAUGUUCCCAAAAUCAACUGGAAGAGGCGGCCAAGACCACAGGGAGAAAACGGCCAGCUGUCUAUUGACCAAUGCAGACUAGUGGCUUACCGUGUGGUGCUGGAGUGGGCGCUCAGAGGAGAGCGUCUAGGUCGUGGCAAUAGGAGAGUGUUGCCUAGAUGUAUAGUUAUGGCUAUAAGAAGCAAGUACCCCUCUCCCACCGGCACUUACACUGGCUUCAACGAGGCAGAGGACAUCUUCAAUAUACUGUAAAUAUUUCUGUACACGUACAUAUCACUGUAAGAUUCAAUCUUUUACAAUAAAGUAAUAACAAUAGCACAGCUGUGUUUCUAUCUCUUUAUUUUAAACCACAAACCAACACCCCCACAACCACACCCCCACACACACCAAUAAUGUUCUAUACAUUAUUUUUUGUCAGCUUUAGUAUGGUUUGAACCGUGAACUGUGCCGUGCAAGUAAGUCUGCCUUUUCAGGCCUCGGAACAGGAGCUAUGUUGUGCAGUAAUCUUCGGCGUGGUUUGCGACAGGGCAAAGGCUCUGUAUAAACAACAGUGUGGUCAUCCCUUCUCUUCAGGACUCUCUCCAUGAGGUUGGUACGGAAGGUUUGCUUGGUCCGUUCAUAGAUGGGCUUUGCAACCCACUGUGCGCUUUGUUUAGAGAAGGAAAACCUGUACCGGCAUUCUCCUAAGGCAAAAAGAAAAAAACAUAAAUUGUAGUGUACCAUGUCAUUGUUGCAUAUUCAUUUUUCAGGUAGUUUUAGGUGAAUGUUUUUUAUACCAGAAAAUACA
Entelurus aequoreus (snake pipefish) is the source of this 1551-nucleotide messenger RNA. RefSeq lists its product as uncharacterized. The transcript has 2 exons. NCBI's taxonomy places the organism in Eukaryota, Metazoa, Chordata, Actinopteri, Syngnathiformes, Syngnathidae. Bases 306 to 1016 code for a protein of 236 amino acids. The record is from RefSeq and is a predicted model, not a curated record.